GCGUCGCCACGGCGGUGUCAUGGCGGACGGGGAGCGCUCGCCGCUGCUACCGGCUGAGGCGGGGCCGGGCCCGGGGGCGGGGGGAGGCCCGGGAGGGACCGCGGCCGGGGGCGCGGUGGGGGCGGGGCCACCGGCUGUACUUCCGGGCGAGGCCCCGCCCCCUUACUCCCCAUUGGGCAGCCCGGAGGGCGGGGCGGGGCCGGCGGUCACGUGCCGCGUGUGCCAGCGGCCAAUCAGCGUGGAGGGCAAAACCCACCAGCACGUGGUGAAGUGCGGGGGCUGCGGGGAGGCCACGCCCAUCCGCACGGCGCCGGGCGGGAAGAAGUACGUGCGCUGCCCCUGCAACUGCCUGCUGGUCUGCAAGGCCUCGUCCCAGCGCAUCGCCUGCCCCCGGCCUUACUGUAAGCGCAUCAUCAACCUGGGCCCCGUCCAGGCGGGGGCUCCCAGCCCCGACCCCCCCCCCGGGGGCGUCCGCGUCGCCUGUGGGCACUGCGGGGGCCCCUUCCUGUGGGCGGAGCUCACCGACCGCACCCUGGCCCGCUGCCCCCACUGCCGCAAGGUGUCCGCCAUUGGCCGGCGGUUUCCGCGGCGACGCUGCCUCUGCUGCCUCCUGCUGGCGCUGCUGAUGGCCGGGGCCGCCGCGGGGCUGGCGGUGUGCACGUGGGGGGCGGCGCGGCGGUUCCGGUCGCUGCACGCGGGGUGGGCGGUGCUGGGGGCGGGGGCGGGGGCGUGUCUGCUGCGAGCGGCCUAUUGGGGCUGCGUGCGCGUCAGCCAGCCCCUCCCCCCCCGCGCCUGAGCCCCACCCGGAGCCGCCAUCUUGGGAUACGAGGGCUGGCGGCCAUCUUGGAGCAGUCCGCUUUCCGGCGCGGCGGCCGUCUUGGAUCAGCCCGGCGCGGUGUGGUGGCCAUC
This is a messenger RNA of Grus americana (Whooping crane), 909 nucleotides long. It is a transcript of the gene PIP4P1, whose product is annotated as phosphatidylinositol-4,5-bisphosphate 4-phosphatase 1. Gene Ontology annotation, cellular component: late endosome membrane; phagocytic vesicle membrane; lysosomal membrane. NCBI's taxonomy places the organism in Eukaryota, Metazoa, Chordata, Aves, Gruiformes, Gruidae. Gene Ontology annotation, molecular function: phosphatidylinositol-4,5-bisphosphate 4-phosphatase activity. Gene Ontology annotation, biological process: phosphatidylinositol dephosphorylation. The record is from RefSeq and is a predicted model, not a curated record.